Messenger RNA from Protopolystoma xenopodis, 930 nucleotides. The record is from the annotation of a GenBank genome assembly. Lineage: Eukaryota; Metazoa; Platyhelminthes; Monogenea; Polystomatidea; Polystomatidae.
AGCUCUACUUUUUUGGCGCCUGUCCCUGCCUUAUCCCUGACUUCUUCUAUUCCCCUUGGAAACCCAGAUUUUUCGCAUUGUCAGGCCAUCAUUGAACAAUUGCGCCUGGAUGUAAACUGCCUUCCAAACAUAAAUGAAGCAUCAACUUCAACCUUUGAUGGUAAUCGGAAUAAAUUAGCUGCAUUUGUUCCCUCACUUAGAGACAUAGAUCUUUUGGAAUCUAGACCUCAUACUCGGAUAGUCAGAAGAAGCAGCUCUCAGCACUGCCGUGCUCAAGUUCUUGCAUCUUUGCCUCACGCUUACCGUCGUGCCGACAUGAUCUAUCACCAGCUGCCUCUGUGCCUGCAUUCAACGCCCGGCCCGAGUUUUACGUUCCAUCAAGCGUCUGUUGCUGCCCCAACGAUAGCAACCAGUGCUGUUCAAGUCCCUGCCUGUCAGGCCUCACUUGGCCUUCCUAGCCGUUCGUCGGCAUCUUCCUCAGCAUCUGCUAUGGCUUUCUAUAAUAGACGACAGAGUCAGAUCGAUGAUCUGAAAAAAUGGUGGGCUGAUUGGGAGAGCAGCCAUAGUGUUCAGGGCCCAGCUCGCCUCCGGCCAUUUGCCACUCGACAACCCGGCGCAGCUUCCGCUAUUCAUCCUACGCCUACGGCAGAGGCACCGGUGCUUGGCGAGAUGGCGGCAGCUAUAGCUAUGACGAUGACUCCUCGACUCAGCAUGGUGCCCAGAUCACAUUCGCUCAGGAAGCCAGUGAUAUCUUUUCCUGGAGCCUCGGCCUUCUCGCAGUCGGGGGCACACUUUCAACUGCUGCACACCCAUCAGCUUCGUAAUUCGAGUAGAACGGCCGUCCUUUUGCGCUCUGGCUCGUUCCGGAGGAUCGAACAAUUCGUAUAUCCAAACAAGCUAGGCCACUAUCCUAAUCUGACGCUUUAUUAA